AUGCUCAGAACGUUUCAGAAGUUGAAUCUUUUAUCUGUUGCAGAGAAAUCCAACAGCAUAGCGCACCUAGUCGAGAACGAGGCUCCGCUGGCGACCACUUCUUCCGGCAACAACAUAUCGGCAAUUGAGGACACGACCGUGACCACCCUGGUGCUGGACGAGGACAACACGAUCGUCGACAUGGAGCCGCCACCGCUGGGCGCGACUUCGCUAUCCAAGAUGGCGAACCUGAGCGGAAGCUACAGCAAUCUGUACCGGGAAUCCGCCAGUGGGAAGCUGUCUCUGGCCACGACGCCGGCCGACGGCGACAAGUCGAUGCAAAACGUCGACGAGAUUAUGAUGGUGUCCAGCAUAAGUGGGCACGAGAACGUCUACAGUAAUAUUCCCAACGAUCCGAGCUUGCACGUGUACUCCAACAUUGGCAGUGGCAGUUCCGCCGGCAAGGGAACGUCAGCUGGCCAAACCCGGCACAGUGCUUCCAGUGGAAGCAAUUUCCACCACCAGCAGCAGCAACAGCAGCUGCCUAGCAGUAAUAGCGUAGGUAAGAGUAAUUUUAGUGCGGUGGCCGCGGUUGACGAGCUCAAUGCUUCCUUCAUCACGAGCGACCUCGACCUGGAUCUGGACGAUCCCGUGAUGUCGAGUUCGUUCGCCAGCAACAGCGCAAAGUCCACGGCGCAAUCGGUGGCGGCGGCGGCCUCCAACAACCUGCUGGACUCCGUUGUCGUGCCCCCUACGAUCGCCCAUUUGCCACCCCUCAAGAGCUCCCAGCCAAUCACGGCCAUCGAGAUGAAGAACGUGAUCAAAACGUUGGACCCUAACGUGAUCAUUCAGUCUUCACCGACUACGACGACGACGACGACAAACGGCACCAGUAGUAAUAGCAACAACGGUACCACAAACAACUCCUUCCUGACCGGUUCCAGCCGGUUGCGACUGCUGCAGGAAUCGACCAUGAUCGACACCGCGCUCGACCUGGACAGCCUGGACGGGUCGAUCGGCAACAACUCACAGUCCUGUUUGGUAAAAACAGCCAUAGUGUGAGAAGAGAAAUUAUCAUCAUCACUAGCUAGCUAGCGUGUGUUCGUGCGUGCGUGCGUGUUUGUGUCAAAACGGUGUCUAUUAGCAUUAUUACAAGUGAAA
This is a messenger RNA of Culex quinquefasciatus (southern house mosquito), 1140 nucleotides long. It is a transcript of the gene app, whose product is annotated as host cell factor. Bases 1 to 1041 code for a protein of 346 amino acids. The transcript has 2 exons. NCBI's taxonomy places the organism in Eukaryota, Metazoa, Arthropoda, Insecta, Diptera, Culicidae. The record is from RefSeq and is a predicted model, not a curated record.